This is a messenger RNA of Ixodes scapularis (black-legged tick), 3099 nucleotides long. It is a transcript of the gene mus301, whose product is annotated as helicase POLQ-like. NCBI's taxonomy places the organism in Eukaryota, Metazoa, Arthropoda, Arachnida, Ixodida, Ixodidae. The coding region runs from base 192 to 2699 and encodes 835 amino acids. Gene Ontology annotation, molecular function: nucleic acid binding; ATP binding. The transcript is spliced from 17 exons. The record is from RefSeq and is a predicted model, not a curated record.
CCAUCCAUCUAUAGCCCCAGCUGGCACGCUUCGCGCGCGCGUUUCAGCGGUUUCGUUUAACGCUAGUCCGCUUUCCGUCUGACUGUUCCUUAAAUGUUACUGUUUCUGGUAAUAAUUGGGACGAUUUCAUUCACCCGGACAUGCUCCUCUAUGCCCACAGUUGAGCACAAGACCCUGGCUUUGCUGGCGGCAUGGACGAAGAGUGGCAAGACGACUCCCUGCUGUCUUCGGCCAUCGAGCGGAUCGAGCGGAGAGAGGCGCUCUCGCCGUUGCCUGGAGCGGGGAGCCUCGAUGUCCGCUGGGGGGAGACUUCCCUGCGGAGCUCCCCAACGUGCUCGCUGCUCAACCGGAUCAAGGAGAAGCUGCGGGAGAACACGCGACGCUCCCUGAACCUUUCGCUGAGCCCCGGGGUCGAGGCCUUUCCCCAGGACUUCUUUGGCCUGCCCCCUAUGGUACAGGGCCUGCUCAAGCUGCACCGGGGCAUCACGGACCUGUACGAUUGGCAGAAGGAGUGCCUGCAGCUGGCCCAGCGCAGUGGCCGACGCCACCUGGUGUACUCGCUGCCCACCAGCGGCGGCAAGACCCUGGUGGCCGAGGUGCUGUCCCUCCAGGAACUGCUUCUGGCCAGCCGCAGCGUGCUCUUCGUGCUGCCCUACGUGUCCCUGGUCCAGGAGAAAGUCCGUGACCUGUCGCCCCUGGCCGUGGACCUGGGGUUCCUGGUGGAAGAGUAUGCGGGGGCCCGGGGUGCCCUGCCCCCUGUGCGCCGCCGCCAGCGCUGCGCCGUCUACGUGGCCACCAUCGAGAAGGCACACUUCCUCGUGGACGCCCUCACGGAGCUCGGCAGGCUUUCCGAGCUGGGACUCCUGGUUGUGGACGAGCUGCAUAUGCUGGGGGACGGAAGCAGCAGGGGAGCUACCCUGGAGAGCACCCUGGUCAAGGUCAAGAGGGUCUCUGGAAGCACCCGGAUCGUGGGCAUGAGCGCCACGCUCGGCAACAUGGAGGACCUGACGACCUUCCUCGGUGCGGACGUCUUCGUGGGCUCCUUCCGACCGGUGGAGCUUCGGGAGUAUGUGAAGGUAGACAACUCGGUUGUGGAGCUGGUGGGGGGCGAGUUUCAGCAGCAGACAGCCCGUGCCCUGCCCAAGGGUUCCCCUGAAGACCCCGAGCAUCUGUCGCUGCUGGUCGGAGAGGUGGUCCCGCAGCACGCCUGCCUCAUCUUCUGCCCCACCAAGAAAAACUGCGAGAGCGUCGCCUUGCUCCUCUCGCGCUCCCUGCCCAGGGCACUCAAGGAGCACCGGGGCCCAGAGAAGGAGUCCCUGUUGAAGGCCCUGCGGGCAGAGUGCGGAGGCCGGUUGUGCCGGGUACUGCGCCACACGGUGCCCCUGGGGGUGGCCUACCACCACAGUGGGCUUACCCUGGAGGAGCGGAGGCUGCUCGAAGAGGCCUACUCCUCGGGUGUGCUCUGCUGCCUCGCCUGUACCUCCACCCUGGCCGCAGGGGUCAACCUGCCAGCCAAGAGGGUGGUGGUGCGCUCACCGUACACCGGCACGGAGUUCCUGACACGCAGCCGUUACCAACAGAUGUGUGGCCGAGCAGGCAGGGCGGGCCUCGAUUCCUCGGGGGAGAGCAUUCUGAUCGUGCCUCCGGGCCAGAAAGACAAGGUGUUGUCCCUUCUGCGUGCGCCCAUGGAAACGUGUCGAUCGAGCCUGCUGCAGGACAACCGGCUCGACAUGCUGCUACUGAGCGUCAUCGGGCUUGGGGUGGCCUCUACGGAAGCCGCAGUGGCGGAGGUGCUGGACUCGAGCCUGCUCGCGCUCCAGCUGCGUCAAGAAGGGACCGACGUCGGGCAGGUGCUGGCGGAAUCCCUGGGACGCCUGCGCGCCCUGGGCCUGCUCAAGGGGGGGUCCGUCCUGGCAACAAGCUCCCUCGGCAGGGCGGCCUUCAAGGGCUGCGUGGACCCGGCCCGAGCGCAGCACCUGCACGCGGAGCUGUGGUCCUCGCUGGAGGCCCUAUCAUUGCGCUGCCACAUUCACCUGCUGCACGUAGUGGCACCGCGGGGAAUGGGCGCACCUCCCCAGCUGAGGAUCGAGCCCUCCCAGUACUACCGCCACUACAUGGAGUUAGGCACGGAGGAGCAGCGGGCCGCUCAGUCCCUGGGAAUCGACGAGGCCCUGGUGACGCGCAUGGCCGGUGGCAGGGCACUCAAGGCGGAGGAGCGUAGCCUGCUGGAGCGCUUCCAGCUGACCCUGCAGCUGAACGACCUGUGGCACCAGCGCAGUGUCUGGGACGUAGCCGCCAAGUUCGGCCAGCCGAGGGGGCAGGUGCAGGCACUGCUGGCCUCGGCCGCCGCCUUUGCCUCGGCCCUGGCCCACUUCUGCCAGGAGCUGCCCGAGCUGUGGGCGUACCGGGCACUGCUGCCGGACUUUGCCGAGCGGCUCUCGCAUUGUGCCAGUACGGAGCUGCUGCCUCUGCUAGAGCUGCCCUGCGUGCGCAAGGGACGUGCACGUCAGAUGCACCAGGCGGGGCUGCGCAGCGUGCGCGACGUGGCUUGCACAGAGCCCCGUGACCUGAUGCGCCUGCUGGCACCCAUACCUUUCAGGGUGUCCCAGCAGGUGGUGUCGGCUGCCAAGCUGCUCCUGCUGAAGAAGGCAGAGGACCUGCAGGAGGAGGCUGAAGAGGUGCUGGUGGGCAUGGUCUGAGUCUCCCGAGGAGUGUGUAAACAAAGACAACUAGCUUUAUUGGUCAAUAACUUAGCACACCUCUCAGCCACGCACACAGGCAAAACACGGGCAGCAGCGCGCACUACGUAUCUUGCUGCUUGUAGAAAAACAGUCCCUCCCCCACCCCGUCCCCCGCCUGGCUUCACUCCCGGCGGGGCCGCCGUCUCCGUGGGGACCGCUUGGCGUCGCCCGCUCCUCCGUCCACGUCCUCCUGCAAGACGGAGACCGUCAUAGUAAAGUCCAAUGCGGUGAUUGGUCACGUGGAUAGAGAAUGCUUAUGCACCGUUGCAGAUUGUUUAUAUCGGUGCGGCCGUUCUUGAUAGUCGGUGGCCGGAACAUAAAAUAAAAAGCUGCGUCGAUCGCUUCCUGACAUCGUGCA